GUGAUAGCAAAAUAAAUGCAAGCACCCCCCUCUCGUACGAACGCAUUUAACCAGUUUGCACAGGAGUACGAUAUAGCAGUAUAAGCAAAGGGUUGGUUGUCACAUCUACAAUUAAAAAAGGGUUAAAAAAAAACUCAACCGAUUUGCAGAGAAAGUACGUAAAAAUAUUUUGGGCCUCUCACCCCCCAAUACAUACUGCUGCAGUAGGAAAAGGAAUAGAGAAAAAAAGGCGCCCAUUCAUGAAGUACCCAAUACAAUGAAAUUUUUCAGUAUAGAAAAUUAAUAACCCGCAGCUGAGAAAAAUACCAAAUUACGCAUGACAAAAUAAAGGACCCUUUGGCUCAGGGCAUAUGCAUAUGUAUAUAUAUACAUACAUAUAUAUAUACAUACAUACAUGCGUACUCUUACCUACAACGUGCAAGUAAAUCGUUUUUCCAUCAUCCCAUGUACCUUUCACGAGGCAGCAUUUUCAAAAUAAGCCUAUUGUGUAAUACAGUAACAAUAUAAUGAUUUACAAAAUUUAUAACAACUACUCCCGGAAGCUUUACGAACACAGAGAUAAAUUCAUGAAAUAUUUUGCUUCUAAAAAUGAACCUGUAAACAUUUAUCAUGAUAAAUUUCAGAAGAGUGUAUAUUUCGUGUAUGGAAAUGCAAACUACAACAAUUUCAAUGAAUACCCAAUAGUUCUGAACCAAGAAAGGCAAAGGCACAAUGGGAGGAGUCAUGCGAAAGCCAAAACUAUUUUAUUCGCAAAUAUAUUGGGCCUAAGUGUGGCUUCAAAGAAAGAUGAAAAUUUAGAAAAUAAAGACAUAAGUAUUAAAAAAAAUGAAUUUAGUUUAAUAAAUAAUAAAGGCAGAAUGUCUACAAAUUCGAAGGACACUCACAAUUUGGAAGCAGACUCUAUGCACCCAGGAAGGAAUAAGAAAAAAUCAAAAGAUGAUAAAUAUGAAUAUUACCAAGAAUUAAGUGAAUAUAGUAACAUGCAAAUAUUCUCUAGCAAUAGCCACCAUGAAUUGGCCAAUGAAAUAUGUUCCAACUUAGGGAUAGGCUUAGGCAGAGCUUAUGUCGGAAAAUAUAGUGAUGGAGAAAUAGCCCUCCAAAUAAUGGAUGAAGUUAGAGGUAGAGAUAUUUAUAUAAUUCAUUCUACCCCAGCGGGUGGUAAAGAUAUUCACUCCCGUUUAAUGGAAUUGUUUUUAUUCGUUUCUGCAUUAAGGAGAUCUUCUGCAAAAAAGGUUACCGCCGUUAUACCGUACCUAAAUUACUCCAGACAAACUAAGCAAUUGGAUGAUUUCAAUUAUGUCCAUUCUCUGGGAGCACCUGAAAUAGCUAUACUAUUGCAAGCAUGUGGUGUUGAUGCAAUUAUUUCAGUUGAUUUACAUAAUCCACGAAUUGAGGGGUUUUCCACGGACGAAAAACUUUUCCAACCCCAUCUUAUGAAUAUUAAUCCCCAAUCCUUAGCUGUGGAAUAUUUUAAAAAAAAAAAACUUCAAAACCCAGUUAUUGUUUCGAUUGACAAUGAUGGAGCAGAAAGGACAAAGGAAUUCUGGAUUCGAAUGAAAAAGCAUUCUCUUAAUGCCGGGUUUACAACGAUUGUUUCCAGCUCAUAUAACGAAAUGAACAGUAGGGAGGGGCAUCCAAAUGAUGAUGGAAGUGAAAGCAAAACCACGUCUAGUAAUAAAUAUUUGAAUCUGUUUAGUCAAGAUAGAAGAAAAAAUAGCAAUACCACACCCCCCGUGAAGAAUGUAGAAAAUAAAAAUAUAAAUCAGAUAACUCCAAAUUUUGAAAAGGAGAAAUUUACCAUAGUUGGAGAUAUCAAAGGGUGUGACUGCAUUUUAGUGGAUGAUAUUCUGGACACUGGCGAAAAAUCUAAAAAAGUUGCAGCUCUUUUGAAAAGUGCUGGAGCUAGCAAAAUAUAUCUUUAUGCUACUCAUGCUAUCUUAUCAGACGGAUGCAUUGAAAAGAUUAACGAAUCCUGUAUAGAUGAAGUUGUAACAACGAACACUAUACAUAUUCCAAGCAAUAUAUGUUGUGAAAAACUGCACAUUUUGUCAGUUGCCAAAUUAGUGGCUGAAGGAAUAAAAAGAGUUCAGAACGAACCAUCACAAAAUGCACUGGAAGAUUUCUCAGAUGGAGAAGUAGUAUUGAAGGAAAAAUAACCUUUUCUAUUUUUUUGAAAAAGGUUAUAUUAUCCUAAUUAUGGCUUGUGAAUGCCAGAAAAGGUUAACAUGUAAUGCACAACACCUACCUUUUUUUUUUUUUUCUUGUCAAAUUAUAAGUAUUUUUUACAAAAAGAUAUACACAUUCGUUUUACCCUGUUGUAAUAUACAAUACUAACAUGUCUAUAGUUAAAAGAGCAUUUAAAAGGUUACAUCCAACGUCAAAGCAAUACAUUUCUUUAUUUUGCUUGUAUAUGUUCCUUUUUAUUCUGGCUUGCGCUUAUUUAUUUGUUGCUCUCCUUACACAUAUAUUUACAUGUUUAUUCGUUUACCUUUACAUUUGUCGUAUUAAUGAAUAAAAUGAUAUGUCUAAUUACUCAUAUGAUAAAAUAGAAUUUUUGCUUUCAAUAUGAAA
This is a messenger RNA of Plasmodium vivax (malaria parasite P. vivax), 2571 nucleotides long. Its product is annotated as ribose-phosphate pyrophosphokinase, putative. Gene Ontology annotation, biological process: 5-phosphoribose 1-diphosphate biosynthetic process; purine nucleotide biosynthetic process. The coding region runs from base 507 to 2156 and encodes 549 amino acids. Gene Ontology annotation, molecular function: magnesium ion binding; ribose phosphate diphosphokinase activity. The record is from RefSeq and is a predicted model, not a curated record. The transcript has a single exon. Lineage: Eukaryota; Apicomplexa; Aconoidasida; Haemosporida; Plasmodiidae. Gene Ontology annotation, cellular component: ribose phosphate diphosphokinase complex; cytoplasm.